ACUUGUACCAAAAAGAAUAAAACAGAGUGAGAUAUAUAAAGCCUCCCCUUUCCCGCCACUACGGGGUGAGUGAGUGUGGCGCCUCUUCUUCGCAGCAUCAAUACUUUCGAAGGUCGAAGGCACAGAUAGGAACGAAGGAUGUUGUGGGUUGACAAGUAUCGUCCCAAAACCCUCGACCAUGUCAUGGUCCACUCCGACAUCGCUCACAAUCUCAAAAAAUUGGUGACGGAACAGGAUUGCCCCCAUUUACUCUUCUAUGGCCCAUCUGGCGCUGGCAAAAAAACCCUAAUCAUGGCUCUUCUACGCCAAAUGUUCGGACCCGGUGCCGAAAAGGUGAAGGUGGAAAAUAGGACGUGGAAAGUGGAUGCUGGAAGUAGAUCAAUUGAUUUAGAGCUGACAACAUUAUCAAGUGCUAAUCACAUUGAAAUGAGUCCAAGUGACGCAGGCUUUCAGGAUAGAUACAUUGUUCAAGAAAUAAUCAAAGAAAUGGCUAAGAAUAGACCCAUUGAUACCAAGGGGAAGAAAGGAUUUAAAGUACUAGUGCUCAAUGAUGUUGACAAGCUCUCUAGAGAAGCCCAACAUUCUCUCCGCAGAACGAUGGAGAAAUACAGUGCUUAUUGCAGAUUAAUUAUGUGUUGCAAUAGUUCUUCAAGAGUCACAGAAGCAAUCCGCUCUCGUUGUCUAAAUGUCCGGAUAAAUGCACCAAGUGAAGAACAGAUUAUUGAAGUUUUAGAAUUCAUUGGAAAGAAAGAAGGGCUGCAACUUCCCCCUGAUUUUGCUGCUCGCAUUGCAGAGAAAUCAAAUCGGAAUUUAAGGAGGGCCAUAUUGUCAUUUGAGACUUGUCGUGUCCAGCAGUAUCCUUUUACUAACAAACAAACAAUUCCUCCAAUGGACUGGGAGGAAUAUAUUUCUGAAAUUGCAUCUGACAUAAUGAAGGAACAGAGCCCAAAAAGGUUGUUUCAAGUUCGAGGGAAGCUGUAUGAGCUGCUAAUCAAUUGCAUUCCUCCAGAGAUCAUUUUGAAGAGGCUUCUAUAUGAGCUACUGAGGAAACUGGAUGCAGAACUAAAGCACGAAGUAUGUCAUUGGGCUGCAUAUUAUGAACAUAGGAUGCGUCAAGGACAGAAGGCGAUUUUUCACAUUGAAGCAUUUGUGGCUAAGUUCAUGAGCAUUUAUAAAUCCUUCCUCAUCGCAACAUUUGGCUGAAGAUCAGAUGAUGCUUUGCUUUUCCAUGCAACAUGUUAAAUGAAUUAUGUAGUGGAAAUGAAUUCAUACCUAUUUGAGUUUUCUAGUGCUGUCUACUUAAGGUUUCUCAUCAUGUAUGUUACUGCAGUUUUGACAGGAUUCUGAUGUUUUGGUCUGUAAAGGUGUUGUUUAAUUAAAUAUUCGUAGGCUUUGGAUGAUGCAUGGUGUCCCCCGCCUCUUUCCCCUCUCCAUCCCCGUUA
Abrus precatorius (Indian licorice) is the source of this 1442-nucleotide messenger RNA. Its product is annotated as replication factor C subunit 3. Gene Ontology annotation, biological process: DNA-templated DNA replication; DNA repair. The transcript is spliced from 11 exons. Lineage: Eukaryota; Viridiplantae; Streptophyta; Magnoliopsida; Fabales; Fabaceae. The record is from RefSeq and is a predicted model, not a curated record. Gene Ontology annotation, molecular function: ATP hydrolysis activity; DNA binding; DNA clamp loader activity. The coding region runs from base 139 to 1203 and encodes 354 amino acids. Gene Ontology annotation, cellular component: nucleus; DNA replication factor C complex.